This is a messenger RNA of Plasmodium fragile, 4245 nucleotides long. RefSeq lists its product as uncharacterized. NCBI's taxonomy places the organism in Eukaryota, Apicomplexa, Aconoidasida, Haemosporida, Plasmodiidae. The transcript has 3 exons. The record is from RefSeq and is a predicted model, not a curated record. The coding region runs from base 1 to 4245 and encodes 1414 amino acids.
AUGGAGGGGGGAACCAGCAACAAAGAUAAGCUCUUCUUUAAGUUAUAUGAAUAUAUAAGCAAGUUAGAUAAUUUUGCAUGUGAUGAUGUUAGCUUAGAGAAGGAGGGGAGAAAGAAAGUUCUAUACAUUAGUAAAAAGUCAAAGGGAAAGAAAAGAUUGGCUCAUUGUCCCCAGGCCACGGAGAAGGCAGAGCAUGGAGAACGUAAUAUAACAGAUCGAAGCCAUGUGGAAGCUGGUGAGGAGAAGAGUGGUCCAUUUUGCGCUGACGACGGCAGAGAUGACGACGAUAGUUACACCAUCAGUUGUAGUAGCAGUUGCAGCAGCAGUUACAGCAGCCGCGCGGACGAGGCGGAAACUGCUACCCCCGUCGCCCCGCGGGAUUACCCUGUGACAGCGGAAAACGAUGAGGAGGGUGGCCCAGUUAAUGUCCACUCGUAUGGGCACACUCACCCAAACAAAAAGACAAAGAACACAAAAAAGAAAAGGAGCAGCGGUCAAAGAAGCAACGGCCAUAGAAGCAGCGGUCAAAGCAGCGGCCAAAGGAACGACCUCCUAUGCGAAAUCGAAAACUACUACGUAAUUUCAAAGCAGAAGAGAAAAAUGGAAGAGUACAAAAUCGUAAACGAAAUUAAAAUUAUAAACAGCCAAGGGAGUUGUAAUCCUUCAGGGAUGAUGCAAAAAAUUAAUGACAUUAUCAGUGCAUAUAAAAAGAUUAAGGAUGAAUUAGAUAAGCUAGAGAAGAACAAACAAUUCAUAUACGAUACGUUUUACUCAAUUUUCUUGAACUAUUAUUCCAGGUAUGAAGAAUUAAAAGUAAUCAAGGGGAAUAAACGCAGAGUAGAACGCCACUUGGAAUUUUACACCAACGUCGAUCAUUUCGAAAAGGUACUCAACCACAUGGAGAAAAACGAAUAUGCUUAUUUUAUUGACAUGCACAAUAAUUCUUUGCAGAAAAGUGCAGGGAAGGUAUACUCGGGAGAGGUACUUGAGGGGGACGAUCAGAGUGAUUAUAGUGAGAGCGAGACGGACUCGGGGGAUGAAGACGGAGAUGUGUACAUGGACAAAUGGGACGCGGAAGAUAUACAGAACUGGGGAACCUCAUACGGUACCGAAGGCGGGGACACAGACGGUGAGGGAAACCAGGGGGAGGAUGAAGAGAGCCACGAAAUUGAUAACUCCUUACUUAGUGAAUGGGAGAAGGAGGAAGAGCUAAGUUCAUCUGUCGAAGGAUAUGCUAAUGCUACCCAAACGGGGCAACAUCACGAUGAAGGUGCAGUUCAGGGGGGUUUACUUAAUGGUAGGAACGAAAGGGAAUCAGCUCCAUUGGAAGAAGACGCAGGGGUGGACGCAAUGGGGAGCAAUCCCGUGAAGGGGCAACUGCGCAGUCGUAUAUGGUGGGCGAAAAAGAAGAAAAGAAGGAGCUCAUCUCGGGGGAUAUUAAAUGGGGUAGCAACCGGUGCAACACACGGUAUGUCGAACGGAGGGGCCCUUACCCAAGGUGCAAAUCAGCCCCGCCGUGGCAAAACCAAAAGGGGGAGCGAGAAGAACGAAAUUUGUCACAUGCUUGAAUUUUCCGAAAAGGCCAUAAAAUUCUUCAAGAAAAAUGGCACCUAUUUGCACGCCAAGGCUAAAUUGACCAAGUACCAGUCCAUCAUAAGACGUAUUUUGAAGUACGUUAUUAAUUUGUUUAGGGACGUUCUCAACAACGCAGAGUUGAAUAUGUCCUCUGAUAGAGGGGGUGAGAGUUUGACCCUGUAUGGGACCUCGUCGUUUCAGCAAAAUGGCAAAGAGGUGACCGUGUCGCAGGAGGUAAGCUGUGGGGGAAAAUGGUGGGAAGGCAGUAAUCUGAGCGAAAAAAGACUACCUGGGGAAGACAACCAUAUGAAUAGAUUCAAAUCUAACGAUAUGAAGGAUUCCCCGCAACGCAUAAAUGAUGAGAAAGAUGAAUCGAAUCAUAAACAGCCACAUGAGGAAGCUAAUUUGACAGACGAACUGGAGGAUAAUCAAAUUUACAAAAACAUAAGCAUGAUAUAUUUUAGCAAGUAUAUAAAUGAACUGGAGUACUACAAGAAGUUCAAAAUAAAGUGCAGCAGCAUGCGAGAUGUAAUAUACUUCAUUUAUGAAAAAUCCCUAGUGGAUGAAAAUAAUUUGUACACAGAGGAAUAUAGCAGUUUGGAAAAUUUCUACGUCAGCACAAGGGUAAAAUUAUUGAACAGUAAUAUACUAAGCAGUAAUGUAUUGAGCAAUUUUGAGUACCUACUGAAGAGUGAUAUUUGCAAGUAUAUAAAGAACAUUUGUCUGUUAGCCAUGUACGUUUCUAAGUUAGAGGUAGACUUGUACACAUAUAUAUUCAAUAACAAUCUUAACAAUUCCCUUAACAUUAUUUUGAAUAACAUUGGGGUGUGUAUAUUUGACUGUUUACAUGACUGCAUCCACCACCUUAACAAUAUACAGUUGAUUAGAAAAAUUAUUCGAAUCAUUUAUGUAGACCUCAUCGAAACAUAUAGUGAUAAUUCCUACAGGGUCAUUUGUGAUUACUUAAAAAAAAUUUGUAAAAUUUUGAAAGACAAAUUACUUUACGUGAUUGAGAUGUACAUUUCGUACUACACCAAAAAUACGAAUGCUACUUUGCCCUAUGUAUGCUUCAACCCUCUGAGGACAAAAUUCAUCAACAUGGUCAACAAUUUUUUGUAUGAUGAGUAUCUCCGCACGAGUGAUGAGCAUACUAAGGGGGAGGGGUACCCUGUGAAAACCGGACAGGAGGCAUCGAGCAAGGAAGGGCGGAAUGGACAAGUGAAUGGCUUAUUUUCCUCCAAUGAGAAUAAUCACCCUAUCGGUGAGAGCGUAAUGUGUGGGGAUAAAUCUGAGCCAGUGCGCAAUUUUGAAAAUUGUGAUGAGGAGGGAAACCCAAUGUGUGAAGACACUCACAACGUAGAUGACCCGUCUAGGAAGAGAACAAGGAGUGUCAACAGCGCUGAAAGUGUGGAAAGUCGGGAUAGUAUGGAAAGCUUAACUAGUGGAAGAUACGCGAAGGAAAGCGAAUGCAACAAGAAUGUGCUGAGUGAGAAGAAUGUAUACAAGCCCUUUUCCUUCCACCGCCGUGCAUUUAAUAAGGACACUAAAUUCGGCCUCUGUGGUAUAGACCUAAACAUUAUUGGUACCAUCCUAAUUUUGAAGACGAUACAUUUUAUAAUUGACGAAGAGACGUUGCUGGAGCUGUUCAGGGAGUGCCUGGAAAAUAGUUUCAACUCCAUAACAUGCAUUUAUAAGGAGCACAUGAAAAAUCAUCCUGACGACAUGUUUAAUGGCGCUCUUUAUUUAAUUAAAAAUUUGAGUCUUUUGCUAUAUUUGUUUUACAAAGUUACAAAGGAUGGCGAAUUUGUCCGCUUUUACCUGAACAGCGGGCUGACAGAGCAGCUCCUCUUGGGGGCAUCUCCAAAAGAAUGGAUAAUGGACAGCCAUAGUGGCAGCGGGAAAAAGGAAGGAGACAAAAUGGGGGCCGAAAAUGAAAACUCCAUUUUGUGCUUUUUCAAAAGGGUUUACAACAUGUCGUCACAGAACGUGCAGGACCAAAUCCUGGACGCCUUCAACGAUGCCAUUUACAACUUUACUGUGGCCACUGUGUCAAGGGUAUGUUCCCCCUUGAUUAAAAUCCUGUCCAUGGAGUACAAAGAAAACAGUGUGCUUCAAAAGGAGGAAGAGAUUAAAAAAAACACUCACGAUUUUUUGAAUGCAAAAAGGAGUCGCCAAUCAGAUUUGCAAUCAGGACACAAGAAGGUGGACUUCUCCUUUUUGCGCGAAAUAAAUUUUGACUUGCUAAAGGAAUACGCAGAAAAGAUUAACAACACACAGAGUGCAGAGGCACCCAACUGUUCCAACCUCGAUGACGUAAAAAAGAGCCUCCAUUCAUUUAAGCAAAACGUUUGUGACCUAUUUCCUAAGAUAUAUUUUUACGUGAAGUUAUUUAUUUGCUCCAAUACGGAAAAGCCAGACGAGAGUGAGUUUUUCCCUGGACUGUUUUCCCACAUCGUGGGCCUCUUGACGUACAAAAUAGUGGGCCUGCUCAGCGAGGUGUACCUCAUCAUAAGGCUCAAGUAUGCAGACCAAGUGGAAACCAUAUUUGAAGAGAACUACGUCAGCGACAUUUUCCUCUUCCUGAAUUCGAGCGAGCAGUACGUCUGCUCCUUUUCGGACAUCCACGAAUAUUUCGACACAAACAAGAAUUACAACUUUUGGGGGGAGUAA